This is a messenger RNA of Prorocentrum cordatum, 1243 nucleotides long. Lineage: Eukaryota; Dinophyceae; Prorocentrales; Prorocentraceae. The record is from the annotation of a GenBank genome assembly.
AGCCGCAGCCGCCUGGGCUCGAGCUUCGAGCCGAGGCCCCAGUAGCUUCUUCGGCGGGGCGGCUGGCCGCGGUGGAUGGGCAAGAGGGCGCGGCCCAGCGACGUCCAGCAGCAGCAGCAGCCAUGCAGCCGUUCGCGCGUGCUGACCGCAGCCGCUGCCGCCGAGCAUGCGGGCAACGGGGCCCGCUGCCAGCUGCCGCCGCAGGGUGCUGACCGAGUCCGCGGCCUGCCGCCCGCUGGCCUCCAGGCCGCGCUGCAGGCCGGCGGGGCUUGCAGGGGGCCUCGAGGAGAUCGACGGGGGCGAGGCCUUGGUCGAUCGCGAGUCGGAGGUGAGCAGCGAGAGCGAGAGCCAGGCGGUGAAACCUGGUCCGAGAAAGACGAGGCGUCUGGAGAAAGGUGCGAACUUGGAUCCGAGGAAGGGCAUCGCCCGCCUGGAUGGGGAAGAGCAUGGCGCCCAGGGUCAUAGAAUACUACAAGCGCCGCGUCGGGAUCGCGCUGGACUUUCCUCCGCGGAGGCGGGGGCGUGCCGCCCACAGCGCCGAGUGCGUCGACCAGCUGCCGACUCAUCUCAUGAACUCGCGGCGCCGCGACGGCGAGCACAACAGCUGCGGCGUCGAGCUGCCGGCGGCGUGGGUGGCCAUCAUCCCCGAGUACGGCAAGUGCGGCACCCUGCGCCUCCCGAGGAGCGGCCGUGCUCAAAAGGGCUGGAGGCGGCUAGUGCCUGGCCGCGCGCGGGAGCCCUACCCUUUCCUUUCUGUGGCUGGCCUGGUCGCGGCGUUGAUCCAGCUGGGCGAACUGGAAGUGGGGUUGUGGGUGCUGGUCGCUUUCGGUUCCACUGGAUGCCGUGCGGGUGCCUGAGGGUCCAGCCCGAAGACCUGAUUGCGCCCGUCACGGGGGUGUCGGACCAUUGGGGCCAGCUGGUGGCGCCAGAGGGCAGGGGGGCGCCGACCAGAGUGAACGCCUUCGACGACAGCCUUCUCUGGGAUGCGCCGUGCCUGUUCUUCAUGAACUGGGUGUUCAAGGUGCUGCGCCAGAGGCCCCGAGGUCAGCCGUUGUUGGCUCUAGACUACCCGCGCGUGCUGAGGCCCUUCAGAGUCGCGUCGAAGCUGAUCGGCGUAGAUGCAGUGCCCUACCACAUGCGCCACUCGGGUCCGAGGUGGGGACAGGCUGAAGGAGAUUCGCACUUUGCAGCAGAUCCAGAAGAGAGGACGCUGGGCUACGACAAAAAGCUGGGUGAGAUGCGA